GUGACCACGCUCUGGGCAGGAGCGUGUCUUAUAAGGCCCUGCGAGAGCCCCGAGAUUCCCGCCGCCGGCCAGCCCUGGGAAUCCCGCGCAUCUCCUCCACCCAGAGGUGCUGAGUCCGGUCACCCCUCCGUGUCCACUUCCCCCAGACCCAGGGUCCUGCCACCAACCCUGAGGCGCCGGGAGCCCGCGCAGGACCCGGAAGCUCCAAGCUGCAGCCGGUUCUCGGCCCCGCCCCCGCGCAGGCCCCGCCCCUUCCCCGAGGCGGAAGUGCCCGGCCCCGCCCUCGGCUUCCCAUUGGCCGCUCCCUGCGCCUCCGCGGUCCCCGGCUGCCGCCCGCCCGCGCCGUCUGACCUUGGGGCCCGGGGCUCCCCCCGCCCGGUCUUAGCCAUGAGCUCCCUUGGAGGAAGGAGGCCGGAAACCACAGGACCCCGGAGUCGAAGGGCUCACAGGCCUCACAGGCCCCGGGAAGAGGACCGAGAUGUACAGCUGUCCAAGGCUUUGUCCUAUGCCCUGCGUCACGGGGCUCUGAAGCUGGGGCUUCCCAUGAGGGCUGAUGGCUUCGUGCCCCUGGACACCCUCCUGCAGCUGCCCCAGUUCCACAGCUUCUCUGCUGAAGAUGUGCAGCGCGUGGUGGAUACCAACCGGAAGCAGCGGUUUGCCCUGCAGCCAGGGGACCCCAGCACUGGCCCUCUCAUCCGGGCAAAUCAGGGUCACUCCCUGCAGGUACCGGAGUUGGAGCUGAUGCCCCUGGAGACCCCACAGGCCUUGCCUCCCAUGCUUGUCCAUGGCACAUUCUGGCAGCACUGGCCAUCCAUCCUGCUCAAGGGUCUGUCCUGCCGGGGAAGGACACAUAUUCACCUGGCCCCAGGACUUCCUGGGGAUCCUGGUGUCAUCAGUGGCAUGCGACCAAAUUGUGAAGUGGCUGUGCUGAUUGAUGGGCCCCUGGCCCUGGCAGAUGGAAUCCCCUUCUUCCGCUCGGCCAAUGGAGUGAUCCUGACUCCAGGGAAUGCUGAUGGCUUCCUGCUUCCCAAGUAUUUCAAGGAGGCCCUGCAGCUCCGCCCUUCUCGAAAGUCCCUCUCCUUGGCUGGUAAUGAAGAGACAGAGUGUCAGAGUGCCCCCAAGCAUAGCUCCAGAGGAAGAAGGAUAAUCCAACAAUAAAAUAUUUAUUAAAAA
Canis lupus familiaris (dog) is the source of this 1173-nucleotide messenger RNA. RefSeq names its product tRNA phosphotransferase 1 (gene TRPT1). NCBI's taxonomy places the organism in Eukaryota, Metazoa, Chordata, Mammalia, Carnivora, Canidae. Gene Ontology annotation, molecular function: tRNA 2'-phosphotransferase activity. The record is from RefSeq and is a predicted model, not a curated record. Gene Ontology annotation, biological process: tRNA splicing, via endonucleolytic cleavage and ligation.